AUGGAGACCGAAGGCUAUCGUGAUCUCCUGGAGACCAGCGAUGGUCAGGGGGUAGGCCUGCUGGAUGGAGGGGGUGAGGUUGGGGUGGAGGAGGGCUGGAGCACGCCCUACCCUCUGGGCUUCCAGGUGUCUUUGACCACUGUGCUGAUGCUGGAGCUAGUGUUGGGCUUCAGCAGCAACCUGACCGUACUUGUGCUCUACUGUGCUCAGUCCAACCUGGUGGAUUCAGUCAGCAACCUAGUCACGGUCAAUCUCCAUGUGCUGGACAUACUGGUCUGUGUGCUGUGUCUGCCACUAACUGUGGCUGUGAUCCUGCUACCAGCUAAUGGAAGUGGAGUCGGCAGCCUGGCCACUCUGUGCUGCUUUCAUGAGGCCUGUGUCACGUUCACUAGUGUCGCCACAGCGGUCAAUGUACUCGUGAUCAGUUUGGACCGAUAUGACAUCUCAGUGCGUCCAGCCAGUCGCCUGCUGACCCCCAGGCGUGCUGCUCUGCUCCUGGCAGCAGUGUGGGCUGUGUCUCUGGCUGUUUUCUUCCUGCCCUUCCUAGAGGGGGACUUCUUCUCUUCGAGGGCUGAGGACGGUGACGAUGAGGAGCCGGAAAGGCAGAACAAUGUCUCUGAGUUCACCACUGGACAGACGCCCAUUUUUUCCUCCAUUUCUCCUUCUUCGUUACCCUCCACUCACCCCUCCUCCUCUUCACAUCACCUGCCUCCAGUAUGGCAGAACAGGACACUGCUGUGUGUCGGAGGGCAGGGUUAUUACACAGGCCUCGCUAUGUAUUACCACUUGUUACUCCAAGUGCCAUGCUUCUUCAUCGCUGUGGCCGUCAUGUUGUUCACCUACUCCAGGAUCCUACAGGCCCUCAACAUCCGCAUUGGCUCUCACAUGAUGAGGGGUACACGUACAAAGGACUCCACCUGCAGGAUACGCUGCAGGAGGCAGAGGAAGAAGGACCUGAGUCUGCCCACAGAGGUGGUGUCCUCCAACCAGAACCAGAACCUCAGCCAUCCUCCCCUCAUCCCAUCUCCCACCCCUACACCCACAUCACCCCCACCGCUCUCCUCUAUUCCCCAAGGGAUGUCUGACACUUCAGCCUCAACGCAGACCCACGCCACCUCACCACUGCCUGCCUCCUCCAUGGGUGUCCAGGCCUCGGUUUCUGCCAUCAUCGCCUUGAGACGUGCAGUGCGCAGACACAGAGACCGCCGAGAACGUCAACGCCGCGUCCUAAAAAUGUCCCUAAUCAUCAUAUCCACCUUCCUGGGCUGCUGGGCCCCUCUGUCUGCAGUCAAUGUUCUGAUCCUGUGUCUGGGUCCCAGCGACAGUCUGGUGCGGCUCCGACUGUGCUUCAUAGCGAUGGCUUAUGGAACCACUAUCUUUCAUCCUCUGCUCUAUGCUUUCACCAGACAGAAGCUACGCCGUGCCCUCAAAACACGUGUCAAGAAAAGGGUAGUGUCCCUUCUUCAGGUGGACCCAGCUCUCAGCGGGGGCACAGUUAUUCAUAACUCCUGGGUGGAGGGGGGAGGCCAGAGGAAGAGUCGCAAGCCACGGGUGGAGGCCAGUGAUGGCACUGAUCGAUGUCUCACAGAGGCAGUGAGGGAAUGA
Molecule: messenger RNA, 1605 nt
Organism: Seriola dumerili (greater amberjack)
Lineage: Eukaryota; Metazoa; Chordata; Actinopteri; Carangiformes; Carangidae
Product: probable G-protein coupled receptor 22
Exons: 2
Coding region: 1-1605 (534 amino acids)
Biological process (GO): G protein-coupled receptor signaling pathway
Cellular component (GO): membrane
Molecular function (GO): peptide binding; G protein-coupled receptor activity
Source: RefSeq, a predicted model, not a curated record